Fonsecaea erecta is the source of this 1635-nucleotide messenger RNA. RefSeq lists its product as hypothetical. Bases 1 to 1635 code for a protein of 544 amino acids. The transcript has 2 exons. NCBI's taxonomy places the organism in Eukaryota, Fungi, Ascomycota, Eurotiomycetes, Chaetothyriales, Herpotrichiellaceae. The record is from RefSeq and is a predicted model, not a curated record.
AUGGAGGACGAAUUCGUCCCGUUUCAGAACGGUCCGCAGAUCUACGAUCACCGAGGAGAACUGGUGUGGAGCGGCAGUCCCAUGUUCGAGUACCGCAACGUCUUUGACUUUCGAAUGGGCGAGGUCAACGGCUCCAGGGUGCUGACUGCAAUAGUCGAUGCUGCCCGCCUCCCCCAAUCCAACUACUCCACGAGGCAGACGGGGUUCAUCAUCGACGACAGAUAUCAAGUGGCCCAACAGCUCGACCUGGCUGGGGCGUACAACAUGCACGAGCUCAACAGCGUCGGCGGCAACCGAAUUAUCAUUGCCACCGACGGCUUUUCGAUUGUCAACCUCAGCAACGUGGGCCUGCCGGACCGGACAGCUGGCGUCAAAGCAGGAGGAUUCCGUGAGUGGGAUGCUGCUACUGGCAAGGACGUGUUUCAGUGGCAGGUUAUCGACCACAUUCCCGUGACCGACUCGAUGAUGGAGAUGCCGGACGAGUCUUACCGGAGCUGGGAUGCCUUCCACCUCAAUUCCGUCACCAAGGAUGCCCGCGGCGACUACCUCGUCUCGCUUCGCCACACUAGCACUGUCUACAAGAUCUCUGGGGGAGAUGGUUCCAUCAUCUGGCGCCUUGGGGGAAAGUUUAGUGACUUCCAGCAAGAUUUCAAUUUCUCCGGCCAGCACCAUGCCCGAAUCGUGGCUGAGGACGACAACGGCAUGACCAUCACCCUGUUCAAUAACGCCGCCGACGACCGGGGAGUUCAAGCAAACACCGCAAAUACCUCGUCAAUGCAAGUGAUCAAAGUAUAUGAUCGAGAGGAGCCACGUCGUGCGGAGCUUUUGGCCCACUACCUCCGGCCUGACGGCGAGUUAACCAAAAAACGCGGCUCGGCUCAAAUGCUGGACAACGGGAACGCCUUCAUCUGCUGGAGCGCAAGUGGAUACAUUACGGAGCACACCCCUGACGGCCGUGUUAUUCUAGAGGCGAAUUUCCUCACCGAUCGGUUCGACUCGUACCGCGCGUACCAUUUUACCGACUGGGUUGGACGGCCUGCCGAACCGCCGGCCUUGAUAUCGUACGCCCACAGGGGCGGAUCGCAGAAACCGCUCCCCUCGACGGUCCUGUAUGUGAGUUGGAACGGCGCGACGGAGGUGGCCUCAUGGACUUUCUACGGCGCGUCCAGCAUUGGCGACGGCGGCGACAGCUUCCACCGCCUCGGUAGUGUGUCGAAAUUGAGCUUCGAGAGUAGUAUGGCUGUCGACGGAUAUUGGCCGUAUACCUACGCCGAAGCGUACGACGCGCGUGGAAAUCUACUCGGCACGUCGGAAGUCAGGGAGACGGUCCUCCCCGAGCAAGCGGGCGGCCAAAUCGACCGGGACGACGGCCACAGAGACCAAUACUUGAGCGCCAGCGCCUCGGUGUCACUAGGCACGCUGACCCUGCAAGCGUCGAAGCCGGUGGCUAACCUUGCUACUUUUGUCGCGCUCCUCUGCAUUUUUUAUACCGCCAUUUCGCUUUCCGUGCGCGUUUGGAGCCGAUGGCGGCGAUGGUCUUGCUGCUAUCCCUACCGUGGUCAGCAGGGACAGGAAAAGACGUUCAGUGAGGACGAGGCCGAUGCUCUUUUCACCGCACCCAGACAUUCGUUCUGA